UUUCACCUUCUAUAAACUCAGCUAACACUUUUAGUGUAUUAUUUGCUUAUUGUUCAACACACAAUCAAGAAAAUAUCAACAUAUUGCUAUUCAUUAAUGCAGCAUUUGAUGGACAACACAGUAACUCACAAUGUUACUCACAAAGAGACCCACAAAGAGACCAGAGACAAUGAUGACAAGCAGGUGGUCGCAGAGAUCAUGGCAAGAAGCUUUAUUCCAACUCUGAUAACGACUGUUUCUUGGGAAGGCUUUUACUUUGCUGGUCAUGAGAUUCAGAUUACUGAAGGCAAAGAUUGUUAUGGUGCAUUUGUUUGGCCAUCGGCCCUUGUUCUAUGCUAUUUUCUGGAAACACAUGCCAAACAAUAUAACAUGGUUGAUAAAAAUGUGAUUGAAAUUGGAGCUGGGACAGGGCUUGUCUCCAUUGUGGCAAGUUUACUUGGUGCUCGUGUGAUUGCUACAGACUUACCUGAAUUACUUGGAAACCUGCAAUAUAAUGUUUCAAGAAACACCAAAAUGAAAUGCAAGCAUUUGCCUCAGGUCAAAGAAUUAUCCUGGGGAGUAGAUUUAGACAGGAAUUUUCCCAGGUCUUCCAAUAACUUUGACUACAUCCUGGCAGCAGAUGUUGUCUACGCCCAUCCAUUCCUGGAGGAGCUUCUCAUGACUUUUGACCACCUCUGCAGAGAAACUACUGUUAUACUCUGGGCUAUGAGAUUCAGGCUGGAGAAAGAAAAUAAGUUUGUAGAUAAAUUUAAGGAACUGUUUGACCUGGAAGAAAUUUCUAGUUUUCCUAGCCUGAAUAUUAAGUUGUACAAAGCUAUGAAAAAAAAUCGGAGGAGUGCAUAGUGCAUUGUGACUGUGAAUGAGGACAUGAGCAUGCUAAGGUAGUUUUUUAGUAAAUAGUUACUUUAAAGAACACACACUCUAUUAUGAGAGUAAAAGUAACUCUAAACCGACCUUGUUGGAGGCAAGGAUUUUUACGUACACACAGUAGGUGUAGGAUUAAGAUCAUUUGUUCCCAAGUCUGCCUGCUCAGCCCUCUAAUUACAUAGUAACACAAACUUUCAGCAGCAACACAUUAUUCUCAUUGCAAAAUGGCAAUUUUCAAUAAUGAUAUUUCUAACUGAAUGUUAUUAAUUGUAUUUCUUUUUGAAAAAUAUAGCUUAGAUUGGCCUUGAACUUGAAAUCUUACCUCAGCCUCCUUGAGUGUUAGCACUACAUGUAUGUACUACCAUUCCCAUCCAUGUUGUUAAUCCUUUUAAGUGUAGGUUUAAAUGAUUAUAUCUUUAGAAAUCCAGAAAGUGUCUAUAGUGCAAAUAAAUCUGAAAAGGCAGAUAUAUGAUGUAAUGGUUAGUUUUAGGUGUCUGUGGUUCCCACCAGUCCAAGCUUAGAGGUGGGCUGCCAUCUCUGUUUGGCAGUUUGGACCUCUGGCAUAACUACUGAAUAAACCAAAUAUGUGCAUCUGAGGUUUUGGGCAAGAAUAUUUUUCUUUAAUAGAUAGAAUGUAUGGAUGGAAAGAGAUCA
Messenger RNA from Arvicanthis niloticus (Nile rat), 1521 nucleotides. RefSeq names its product protein-lysine methyltransferase METTL21E. NCBI's taxonomy places the organism in Eukaryota, Metazoa, Chordata, Mammalia, Rodentia, Muridae. The record is from RefSeq and is a predicted model, not a curated record.